GUAAGAGAAAUAAGUGAAGAAUAAACAUGGAAGAAAACAAUACAGAAGUUAAAGAAAAGUCAGACGUCGCCGAAUUAACGUCCAAGACAAAAGUCUUAUCAAUUGGGGAUGACGAAAGCCCAGCGAGGGAAAAGAACCGCAACACAGAUAUUCUGCAAGAGAACUUAAGAAAGCAUUUUUGUCAGCUCUUAACUGGGAGCCGAAUAGCCAUUGACGUUGUCCCUGAUUGGGAUAAAGUAGAUAGAUUUGGCGCAGCUAGCAUUAAAGAAGGUAAUCAACCCAGACGCUAUCAUUUUUAUGUUCUGCACGGUAACAAUUACAAACCGGGUGAGAUUAUUUCUGGACCUGUCUUCGAUGGAAAUGCCAUGAUGGAGGUAGUGAGGAAUCGAUUGAAAGAAGAAAAUUGGAUAUCCAAAAAUGUCAUUGAAACACCGCUCAAAGCCAAACUUGGUAGUGAGCCGUACGCCUACGAUCAGUAUAUACAACAAAUUGUUUCCGAAGCACUUUAUGGAGAAUCGCCAAGAAUCUUUAGGUUCGUGCAAUAUCUGCAUAGAAAUUAUAAAUAAGUACUCGAUAAAAUU
Drosophila arizonae is the source of this 581-nucleotide messenger RNA. RefSeq lists its product as uncharacterized. Lineage: Eukaryota; Metazoa; Arthropoda; Insecta; Diptera; Drosophilidae. The record is from RefSeq and is a predicted model, not a curated record.